GAAAAGGGCGGGCCGGGCCGGGCCGGGUGUGCUGUCGCCGGCGCCCAGCGCUGCGAGAGGCCCGGGGCCGCGGCGAGGGGCGGGGGAAGAGCUGCUGCCUUAGUCUUCCAACAUCUUGCACUGCAUGCUCGUGGUAUGUCCGAGGGACAGGUCUCUUGUGUGCUCUGACUGUACCAGGUUGUCCUCAUGAGUACUCCAGUGGAGAAUGUCCAUGAUCUUCUUUGCCUGUGUGGUGCGGGUGAGGGAUGGACUUCCUCUGUCAGCCUCCACAGAUUUUCAUUUCAACCAGGACUUUCUGGAGUGCAGAAAGAAAUUAAAGGCUUUAUCCUCAAUUCUGGCACAUUAUCCAAGUCGAGGCACAGCAAAAGGACGUGACCUUAGCAUACAUUUCCUUUCUUCUGGAGAUAUCGCCUGCAUGGCGAUCUGUUCCAACAGUUACUCCACCAUCAUGGCAUUUUGCUUCCUGGAGGAGCUUCACUGGGAAUUUGCUGCUUCCUAUGACACAACAAGCAUCGGUUUAGCUUCCAGACCAUAUGCUUUCCUUGAAUUUGAUAAUGUUAUUCAGAAAGUCAAAUGUCAUUUUAACCGUGUGCGUGCCUCUCAAAUCAAGGCCAACUGGGAGAAGGUUGAGGAGGAGCUGAAGUUCCAGCCCCCAGUUCAGCUGAAGUUAGAGGACAUGGAGCUGAUGAAUGGGAUGGCCAAUGGUGGGCACGCAGGUGUUCAUGUGGAGGUUGCCCCUACGUACCGAAUGCAGCCUGUGACUCCCCUGGGGAUUCUGUCACUUGUUCUAAACAUCAUGUGUGGGGCUUUGAAUCUCAUUCGAGGAGUUCACCUAGCAGAGUACUCAUUUCAGGAGGACCAUGAAGGAAUUGGAAAUGUGAUAGCUUUUUUCCUACCUUUCCUAUCCUGUGUUUUGCAGUGUUACUUGUACCUCUUCUACAGCUCAGCAAGGAAGGUGAAGACAUUUGCACUCUUCUUCUCCAUUUGUUCCUGCAACAUUUACCUCUAUGGGUUACGGAACCUGUGGCAAAUAGCUUUUCACAUAGGAGUAGCAUCUCUUUCUUCUUACCAGAUACUGACAAGGCAACUUAUGGAGAAACAGCCUGACUAUGGAGUAUGAAGAAGACUGUGGGUUUGCUGCUUUAUUUUUACAACCCUUUUUUUGUAUUAAACUGACCCAAAAUCUCUUGGAAUAUUUAAAAAGAUUUGUGACAAGGAUUAUUGCAAGGAGGAGAUUUCAAAGGAACUUGAAAUAAAGCAGGACACUCUAAUCACGGCAAACACCCAGUGAGGAAUGUGACUGUAUUUCACAUGGCAUGUGGCAGUUGUGCAUGGUAGAUCUUGUCAGGUGUCAUCUUUCUUGUUUGUUUUAGUGGCACCCAGUGACAGCACAAGGGGUAAGGAGCACCAACUUGAACAUGGGAAGUUCCACCUAAAUGUAAGGAGAUGCUCCUUAAAGGGUGGCAGAGCACUGGAACAGGCUGCCUAGAGAGGUGGUGGAGUCUCUGUUUCUGGAGACAUUCAAAACCCAUCUGGGUGUAGUGGAUAUUGGGUGAACCUGCCUUGGCUGGGAGAUUGAACUCCAUCUCCAACCCCUAUCAUUCUGUGAUCAACAGAUGGAGGUUCCUCUUAGCACAAACAGGCUUUUACUCUUUGACUAUCACCAUCUAGGCAGCAUUUUGCUGUUUGCUUUACUGACUUUGUUCAGCAGUUCAGUGUCUUGUCCUGCCCACGCUUCGAAAAAUCUUGAAAUUGUGUAGAAAAAUGAGGGCAGAAUGGUAGGUAACAUUUUUUUGCCUCUAGACUUUUCUAAACAUUAAGAUUCCUAUUAAGUGAGGAGUUUGCCAUAGUUAGAUGAGUUCAGUGGCAGCGGGGAAAAAUUGUUGGGACAAGCUUCAGGGUAAUUUUUCUAGCACUUGAAGGAAAAGAUGAACCUUGGCUUUUAAGAAAAGCAUAGAGACUAUAAAUAUCUCCUGGCUAAACAGUGCAUUGUAGUUAAAUGUGUGCUCAUUGGUUAAUUGCAAACAUGCUUGAGGCAGCAUAAAAUAAAACAAGUGAAUAGAAGUGAUUUUUCAGCUCAAGUGGCCUCUAUUUCCUUGGCUAAGGUCACUCUUUGUGUUCCAUGUUUGCUCGGUCUCGAUAGAUAAUAAAUCCUCCAAGCCUGCUUAUGGCAGCCAACUGACUCCUUCAUCUUGUGAAAUCAGAAGUAUAGCUGGGAAGUGGAAACCCAUUUCCAGUAAUGGAAAGCCAGAGCAGGUUCUCUUUAUUGCAUAAAACACCUUUAGCUAAUGGUGUUGAGUUCUUAUACCAAGAAUUUAUGAGUGUGCACUUUUGAAUAUGGUCCUUAAGAGCUGAAAUCCUUAACCUCUGCUGCACUGGGUGUUCUUGUCUGUCAUGUCUUGAGGUGCAUAUGGGCAUUUUAGAGCAUAGAUGAAUAAUUUAGGUUGCCUGUUUAAAAGAAAAAGCAUAGCAUUUUGAUGCAGCUGUCCCUGCAGGGUCAUAGAGACUCAAAAUGAACAGAUAUAGAGGUCUCUAGGUGUGUUGUUGUGGAAGUAUGCUCCUAGAUUUUCUUCUGUCUUUCCAUAGGGAGCUGUUUUCUGGUUGCCCCAUUCCCUUCAGCAGACAUCUCUCACCAAAGGUUUAUUUUCUUCUCAUAUAGACUCUGUCUUUUUGUGGCUGCAAAGAGGUUAACAUGAUGCAGAGUUGCCUUCCUGAGUCUGCAGAAACACUUAACAAAAUUAGUUUCUUGCACCUCAGUGAAUUUUCCUGACAGCUCAUGAUGCAAGCAUGAUUAUCAGUGAGCUACUAGACCAGGGACCUCUGGUGCCGUAACGUGGAAGUGCUUCUGCGCUGCAGCUGAUUGUAACAACCACAUCGACAGGCAGCCUGCUACAGCCUGAGCAGUUCCUGAGACAUAAAGAGACCUGGUACCAGAGAUUUUUCCCACAGUAGAAUGUCGAUAUUCCUUUUCCAUCUCAUGUCAGCCCAUUUAACAGUAGCAGAACAUAAGGGCAGACUUUCCCUGUGAGAGUGCUGGAGCCCUGGCCUGGCCUCUCCUUCUCUGGAGAGAUUCCAAACCUGCCUGGACGUUGUGAUCCUGGGCAACCUGUUGUGAGUCUCCCUGUUUUAGCAGGGGAUUUGACUGGCUGAUCUCCGGAGGUCUGCCCCCCACCAUGCUUUAAUUCUGUGAGGAAUACUCCAGUAGGAAUGAUGAAGGAAUAUUUUAUCCAGCCAAUUCAGGAAGCAGCUUGAGCUGUGUGCUGUAAGAGAGCUGUUCUGUUAUAAGAGAGUGGAUUAAAGUUGUUCUUCAUUACCCCAUUUUUCUGCCAGAGUGUAAGUAGAGAAAUGUAGCUGGAAUUCAGUCAGUGUCCAUAAGGCACCCGGAUGACCCCACCACAAAUGAGGGUGGGUAUUACUGACAAGCUUUAUGUUUUCAUGCUCUUCAGCCCCAGUUCUGCUUGAUGGUAUGACCCAACUCCCAACUCCCACCCUUUCAGCAUCCAUCUGGCUAAAGAGCCCAAAAGAGCUUUCAUGCUUCUCCCUAGGCUGGGACAAAGCUGGCCUGUGAUAGCUUAAGGCAGGCAGAGCUUUAGAGCUGGGACAGGGAACCACUGACUGCCUUUUAUUCUUUAUCCUCAAAUUGAGCUGAUGGGAAGAAACUGUAACAUUCCAGCUGCUUCCUGAGCAUCCGUUUGCUUUAUCACAGAACAAACACAUCCCCAUGCCAGGUGAUAUUAGCAACAGGUCUAUAACAAGAGUGGUGGAACAAGUUGUUUAGAUAGCUUGUGUAAUGAAGGUAAUUAGAGUGGAUAAAGAUUAAAUUCAGUUCUGUGUGAUUUUUUCCUGAAAAUGGUUCUGUAAAAGCAAACAAAAGCAGCUGGUUCAUUUCCACCUUUGUGUUGAUUUUUCUGCUUUGUGGAUUAGGUGGAGGAUGUGGCUAGAUCACAGAAUCAUAGAAUCAGUCAGAGUUGGAAGGAUCAUCUAGUUCUAACCUCCCUGACAUGAGCAGGGACACCCUACACUAGAUCAGGCUGCCCACAGCCUCAUCCAGCCUGGCCUUAAACACCUCCAGGCAUUGGGGCCUCAACCACCUCCCUGGGCAACCCAUUCCAGCCUCUCACCACUCUCAUGCUCAGCAGCUUCCUCCUCAUGUCCAACCUGAACCUACUCAUCUCCAGCUUUGCUCCUUUCCCCCCAGUCCUGUCACUCCCUGAUAUCCUGAAAAAUCCCUUCCCAGCUUUUUUGUAGCCCCCUUCAGAUCCUGAAAGGCCACGAGAAGGUCACCUGGGAGCCUCCUCUUCUCCAAACUUAACAGCCCCAACUCUUUCGAUCUGUCCUCACAACAGAGCUGCUGCAGCCCUCUGAGCAUCCCAGUGUCCCUUCUCUGGACACACUCCAGCAUGUCCACAUCCUGCUUGUAAUGGGGGCUCCAGAACUGGAUGCAGUACUCCAGGUGAGGUCUCAGCAGAGUGGAGUAGAGGGGGAGAAUCACCUCCCUUGAUUUGCUGGCCACACUUCUGCUGCAGUCCAGGAUCUUGCCUACCAAGUGAGCAAAGCUCUGGUUUUCUGUUAAUUCAUUUUCAACCUGUUUUUAUUUUAAUCCCCCUCCUGUAAUGUGCUUAAAUCAUGUUGAGGGAUCUCUGUGUGUAUUACUAUCUGCACACUCAGGUUUAAACUGUGAGGCAGAGCACUUGUCGUUUGCCUCUUUUAAUAUUUGCAAUGGCUCCUGUUUCUGUGUGGUAUUCAUACAGUUAAACCUCUUUUGGGGAAGCAGCAAGAGGAGUAGAAUAGUUUACAUUGAUCUCAGUGCUUUAAGAUGUAAUAAAAAGGAAUGACUUGCAGUUUGAGUACAUUAAAUCUGACUCAUAACGUAGGAUUACGCCUCUGUUGAAUCAAAUCCCCGAACAGGAAUCCAUCCCUUUUUGUUCAGCUUUAAACUGUUCAAUGUAGUUUGAAUUGCAGCUCCUUAACUCUGUCUGUUCUCCAGAUAAGUCCUUUGGAAAAAGUCUUUUUCCUCACCCAGCAACCUGACACAAGAAAAUUGGCAAAGAAUAAAUGUCAUUAAUGUAAAGAUUUGCUUAGUCACUUUAUGGAGCUGAUAAUUUUCCUGUGGGGUUUUUGGCUUCUUAUUCUUUUUUUCCUUUUUCUCCCAAAGACUUAAGUUCGUAGAAGCUGGGCUGGUACCUUUUUAGACAUUUUUGCACUGUAUUAAUAAUUGAACCUGUGUAAAUGUGUACAAAAUCAUUUGGCAUGUGGAUGUAUAUAUGUACAUAUAUCCAAUAAAUGGCUUUUUUUUGUAA
Pogoniulus pusillus (Red-fronted tinkerbird) is the source of this 5300-nucleotide messenger RNA. It is a transcript of the gene SEC22C, whose product is annotated as SEC22 homolog C, vesicle trafficking protein. Gene Ontology annotation, cellular component: membrane. Gene Ontology annotation, biological process: endoplasmic reticulum to Golgi vesicle-mediated transport. The record is from RefSeq and is a predicted model, not a curated record. The transcript has 8 exons. The coding region runs from base 206 to 1120 and encodes 304 amino acids. Lineage: Eukaryota; Metazoa; Chordata; Aves; Piciformes; Lybiidae.